AUGCCAAAAGCUAAAAAAUCUACAUUAUUAAAUGAAUCUGAUGAUUGUAUUUCUUUUUUUAUUGAUCAAGCUACUGUUAAAAAUACAAAGUGUUCUACAUCCAACUGGUUAAAAAAAUUUAAUGAUCAUUGUAAAGAAUAUACAUUGGAUGGUAGUAUCGAAACUAUUUUAAACCCCAAAGAUCUUGAAUCAAACUUGAUUCACUUUUUUUCUUAUGCAAAGCGUUCUGACAAAGAAGAAUAUUCUCAAUUUUCAACUCUUAAUACACUUCUAAAUAAAAAAUUUAAAUGGCUUAGUGCUAAAGGCAAAGGUGAAACAAAAGGUUCCGAAUCUCUUACAGUUGAUGAAUGUUUCCAUAUUUUAAAACAUAAUUGUACAUCAGAAAAUACUCCAUGGGAUGGAGGUUAUGAUAUUGUGAUUUACAAAUUUAAGACUAAUCAGUGUGGAAUUAAUAAUCCAGGACAAGCUGAUCGAAUAUCUAUUCCAAAUUUAGAAUAUAUUAAUAAUGUGUAUAACAAGUACUUUUCAAAACAAUUUAAUAAUAUAAAUCUACAUUUUUAUCUACAAGCUAUUGAUGAAAAUCCCAAAGAUGAACAAACUUGGUACAAAGAUAAACAUGUUGGAGAAAAAAAACUUGGGGCACAUCUUCGCUACAUUGUAAUUGCAUCUGGAAUUGACAUAUCUAAUUGUAAAAUAACAAAUCAAAGUGGACAUCAAAUAAAUCCAUUACUUACUAAAAAAGCCAUACUUACGAAUACUACUACACAAGUAGACAAUAUAACACCAACUUUUCAAACUGCAAAAAAAAUAUUACAAG
This is a messenger RNA of Dentiscutata erythropus, 817 nucleotides long. NCBI's taxonomy places the organism in Eukaryota, Fungi, Glomeromycota, Glomeromycetes, Diversisporales, Gigasporaceae. The record is from the annotation of a GenBank genome assembly.